AUGUCGCUUCCAAAUACAACUCGACGUGCCUUCCUCCGGUUAUGUCGUGUGAAGAAUUCGCCACCAGCUCCGCUAAGAACGAGUGUACAAUGUCGAAGGUAUAUGAAUUCCUCAAGACCUUCGCCGACUCCAAUAUCCAGGAUUUGUCAGGCGAGAGGAGCGUUGCCACUUUUCCUAUUCCUAGGCUCGCUGGGAUGGGGAUUGGUGACGAAUUUGGAAGCUGAAGAGGCAGUGAGCCCAAAUCAAAACGCAAGCUCGAAUGUGAACGAGAAAAACGAAAAGAGUUUCAGACUCCCAGAGAUCAAAGAACAUGGACCGAAAAGCGAGAGACCCUGGGUUAUCAGGGGAGAUCGCGUGUAUGAUAUUACGGAUUGGAUUGCGGGACAUCCGGGGGGAGAGGUGAUUCUGAGGGCUGCGGGGGGGAGUGUGGAACCUUAUUGGAAAAUAUUCAACAUCCACCAAAAGCAGGAGGUAUAUGAUAUCCUAGAAAUGUACUUUAUCGGCACAGUCGACCCUCAAGACCUAGUCAAUGGCUCAGUACCAUCAGACGCAAUAGAAGAUCCUUUCAUCAACGACCCCGUCCGCGACCCACGACUUCAUCAACACACCUCCCGUCCAUGCAACGCCGAAACCCCAGCAUCCCAUCUCUCCACCUUCAUAACCCCCAACCACGUCUUCUACGUCCGUAACCACAUGUGGGUACCCUCACCCCCUCCCAACACCACCCUAACAAUCGAACUCCCCUCCGGCGACGAAAUUUCCAUCCCCCUGGACGACCUCAAAACCAAAUUUCCACAACACACCAUCACCUCAACCCUCCAAUGCUCCGGCAACAGACGCUCCCACAUGACCAAAGCCUGCACCCACACCUCCGGACUCCAAUGGAAAGCCGGCGCCAUCGGCACCGCAACCUGGACGGGUCCCUUCCUGCGCGACGUUCUUGCCUCCACUGGUUUCCCCAUCGCCAACCCGCCCCAGGACGCAAAACACGUACAGUUCGUUGGCCACGAAGCCUACGGCGCUUCCAUCCCCAUCGACAAAGCGCUCUCCUUCUCCGGCGAUGUAAUUCUCGCACACACCAUGAACUCAGCACCUAUUCCCCCUGAUCACGGCUAUCCCCUGCGCGUCGUCGUCCCUGGCCAUGUCGCAGCGCGUUCCGUGAAAUGGCUGUCCAAAAUCGCCAUUAGCGACGAGGAAUCUACAUCCCAAUGGCAGCGACGUGAUUACAAGUCCUUCGGUCCGAACGAGCGCGGUCUCGAAGACUGGAGUAAAGCGAAGAGUAUCCAGGAGAUGCCCGUUAACAGCGCCGUUACAUCCGUCGUGCCGCUUCCUGGCGGUGGCUUCGUGGUGAAAGGUUGGGCGUAUUCAGGUGGUGGCCGGGAGAUUGUACGGGUGGAUGUUAGUACGAAUGGCGGGCGGAGUUGGGAUCAAGCUGUUCUCAAGGAGGAGCAAGAGCUUGGCUCGAGUUCGAAACAUUGGGCGUGGAAACAGUGGCGGUAUACUAUUCCUUCGUAUACGAUCUCGGAUGCGAAGUCAAAGAGCGAGAAUUUGGAAGGGAAGAAGAAGGCGAAGAUGACGCUUGUGGUUAAGGCGACGGAUGAAGCGUAUAAUACGCAGCCGGAGAAAUUCGAGCCGAUUUAUAAUGUUAGGGGGAAUCUGGCGGUGGCGUGGCAUCGGGUGCCGCUUUCGGUGGAGAAGUUGGAGAGGAGGGAGAGGAAGGGAGAGAAUUGA
Glarea lozoyensis ATCC 20868 is the source of this 1731-nucleotide messenger RNA. RefSeq names its product Oxidoreductase molybdopterin-binding protein. Bases 1 to 1731 code for a protein of 576 amino acids. The transcript has 2 exons. Gene Ontology annotation, cellular component: mitochondrion. Gene Ontology annotation, molecular function: oxidoreductase activity; molybdenum ion binding. The record is from RefSeq and is a predicted model, not a curated record. NCBI's taxonomy places the organism in Eukaryota, Fungi, Ascomycota, Leotiomycetes, Helotiales, Helotiaceae.